AUGGCCGAUGAACUCGCUGAUAAUUAUGCAAAUUUAACCCUAAACUCAGAGGAGACUGAUGUAGUGGACGUCGGAGACAUUGAUCACCCAGAACAAGAUUCUAGGGUUUCCUUAACACUCGUGGGGAAACUUUAUACUGAUCGUGGAAUAAACUUCGAUGCUUUCAAGAGAACUAUGAAUCAUGCUUGGGCGCUGAAAGGUAAAGUAAUUAUUCGCAAAUUAGAGUCCAAUUUAUUUGCUUUCCAGUUCAGUAAUUCUCGUGAUAUGGAGAAGGUAAUGGCGGGUCGGCCAUGGUGUUUUGAACAAGCACUUCUUCUUCUCAAUUCUAUUAAUGGGAAUGAACAGCCCUCAGAGGUUCAACUUACCCACUCACCUUUUUGGGUCCGUUUAGAGAAUCUUCCCUUCAACAGUCGAUCAGAGAACCAUGUGAAAACUAUAGCCUCGAAUAUUAGAGAUGUUCUGGAAAUAGAAGAUGAUGAUUCUAUCAUAUGUAAAAGUCGAAGGGUGAGGGUUUUAUUGGAUGUGCGAAAACCAUUGCGGUGA
Messenger RNA from Chenopodium quinoa (quinoa), 543 nucleotides. RefSeq lists its product as uncharacterized. Lineage: Eukaryota; Viridiplantae; Streptophyta; Magnoliopsida; Caryophyllales; Amaranthaceae. The transcript has a single exon. The record is from RefSeq and is a predicted model, not a curated record. The coding region runs from base 1 to 543 and encodes 180 amino acids.